AUGGAUCGCGCCAAAAAGGUGGAGAAGUAUGUGGACUCCCUGGUGGUGGAGGACCUGAACCACCGUGGUCGUGUGACUCCUGUUCUGCCUGGCGAGGACCGCCUCACGCACGAGGACUUCACACGCAAAAGAAAUCACAUUUUACAGACGCGUCCAAAGAAUUACCUCGAGGGUGCUGAGGAAAUCAUCUCUCUGGAGUCACCGACUCCCGCACGCCGCACGGAGGUGGAUCUUAGGGCUGAGCAGGACGCCAGGAGGAGCGAGAUGAGGCUUGAGGGCAUCCACUACGUCCCUCAGCGGCCCCCAGUGUUGACUCAGGACAGCUUCACCGCGCCAGCCACUGUGAUGUCGCCGGAGGAUUACGAGGACUACAUUGGGGAACCGGUGGAGAAAGACUACCCGGAACUGGCGGGCCCAGUCGAAUCGCCCAGACCUGCCACACCUGUUUCCCCCCCACCUCUACGGCCCCCAAGAACCUGUCGCCCCAGAGCCAGAGGAAAUCCCACAGUACUACUGCGAGGAACCCCCUCCCGCCCCGGAGCCUGCCCCACUGGCCGUGGAGGAGCCCACACCUCGGGUCCUCUCUCAGGAUCAGCCUCGAUGAACUUCAUGGACGAUCACAGCCCCACUAACGGUAACGGUGACUUCUAUCGCCGCUGCGUAGCCAGGUGUCCCCGCCAGCCCCCCAGACCCGCCUGCGGUAGUUUUAGCCUAACCUCCUCCUGUAGCCCCGCCACCACGCCCAGCGGUUGUAGUAAAGGGUUGCCGCGUAGUCCCCCAAUCCACCUCCUGAACAAUAAUGAAAGCAUUAAUAGUUUCGCUAGCCACUUUAGGACUAGUUGCGUGGCGAGUAGUGACCUAGUGAGUGGUGGUGAGAGGCGGCCAAAGAGAACCGUGAGUGUGAGUAGUUCCUCCGCCAACGACUCCUCCAGGAACAACAGUACAAGUGCUUCUGAACACAGUAGUAUGUCUAUAAGUAGUGCGUCGAGUAGUGUGUCGAAUGUUAACAAAAACAGAACCAAGCUCUUUCUGCCGACGAGUACAACGAGUUUACCCGAGAUCUCAGUAGAGCCCCCAACCCCCCAGGCGCCCAAGCCUAAGGACGUCAUUGAUCGCGAGAACAAGAUCAAGUACGACCUGCUGGUGCCGGGCUACCGCAGUAUGUUCCUCACCGUGCCCGGCGUAGACGACGACUGUAGCGAUAGAUUCCUCCCCAAAUAUUCCCUUGACAGCGACGAUGACGAUGACAGUAGUAGUGAGGAAGACGAUGAUAUUGUUCAUAAACCAAAGGUUUUGGGCUCCCUCACAGGUCUGGCUGAGGGCCGCGGCCUGAAACGGUACGGCAGCAGCUGCGACAUCGCCAAGCUAGCCAAGGGCUUCCCUGAGGAGGAAGCGUACCAACAGUACAUCCAGGACGACUACUGCAAUGACGACUACAACGGGAACGUCAACGCCAACAACCGCAUGUCUAAGGUUGGCGGCACUGGGUCCGGUCCCUUCGUGGCAGGUAAGCUGGCCAUGUUCGAGAAGGUGGUGGAGGAGGAACACCAGAAGUUCAUUGAGGGCCAGGAGGUGAGGAAGAGGAUCUUCCGCGCGCCAAGGAAGAGCGGCGAGUACAUCGAGAAGUUCUACAGUCCCCAGGUCAUCAGCAGCAUCGACGCGAGGGCAAUCGACAGGAACCACAGUCCUCCCUACGAGGACGAGUAUGACAACCUGGACCACUCCAGGCCUUGCACUCCCAGGGGUGUGGAGACGCCCUAUGGGGGCCACACAAGUCCGCGCCGCACCUCAACCUCCAACUACACGUAUCGCUCCUCAGACUCCAGCAACGUGUACACCAGCAAACCCUCCUCACCACUGCCUCGCGCCAUCUCCCCGCCCACCAAAUCCAUCUCACCCCCUCUGCCAAGCAGCCUCUCUCCUCCCAGAGCCAGGUCACCCUCCCCUGUGGCCAAGUCCCCCUCCCCCGUAGCCAGAUCUCUCUCCCCACCAGGCAGGUCUUACUCCCCCUCAGUCAGGGCUCCAUCCGUGGCGGCCAGCACUAACUACCACGAUGACUACGACUUGUACCCAGAGAGACCGAUGUCGCCCACCUCUACCCUUUACAAAGCUGAGACACGCCAGGUGACGCCCGCCCACGGUGGCACCAGGCUAGGCUCCGGCAGCGAGCCAAGGACGAGUCCAGACGUCGGCAAUCAGCGCCUCGGCUACCAGGAGAGCCUCGAGCGACGCACUGACGAGGUGCUCGAGAUGCUGGAUAUGAGUUACCUGGACGAGGCGCCUGCACCCUCACGCCUUUCACGCUCCUCUGCCUCGCCUCCUCCUGCAGGUGGCCGAGAGGAGGUGACCAGGAGCAGCGCGUCGAGGUCACCGCCACCUGACCUCUCCGGUGACCAAUUAGAUGACGUGUUUGAGAUUGAGGAGGAGGAUGUCAUGGGCUCAACUACUUCACUUAGGGGGCAGAAAAAGCGAUCUGCCCCACGCCCGCCCACGCCUCCCCACGGGGCUGCCGCGUCGCCCCCCGCCGAGGGUAAACUAGGGGCGUUCUUCAAGGGGAAACUCGGUAAGGAUUCCUCUGCCCCAAAAGAGAAGAAGGAGAAGAAGAAGGACAAGAAAGAUAAGAGCAAGGAGAAGGAAAAGAAGGAGAAGGUGAAGAAGGAGGAGAGAGGAGCAGCAGGAGGCGCCGCAGGAGGGAAGAGAUUCCAGCUCUUUGGCGGCAAGAAAGCAAGUGAACCACAGAGUCCGACACAGGACAGUCCACAAGCCUCACCCAAGAAGGACAAGAGUGGAGGUAAACGUCGUCUCUUUGGUCGCGGUAAAGAAAACUUCCUAGGGCGCUCUCCACAGACGCAACAGACCCCAGACUCGCAGGUGGCGCGCAUGACCGGGGGUUCCUUUGAUCAAGAGUCCGUCAGUUUAGAAGAUGACGAGUUCUUAUGAGCGAGGCGGAGGAAGAGAAACACAUAAGAAACGAGGAAAAUAACCGGUCUUUGAGGAGAAAAUAAGACACAUGAAGAGAAGAGAGAAAUAAGAAGAGAAAUAAGAUGAAAUACAGGUGACGAAAACAAGGAAGAGGAAAGGAGAGGAAAAAUGAAGUCGUUGAAGGGAAACAGAUAAGAUAGUAAAAAGAGGGAAAUAUAAGAAGAGAAGAAAGAUACAAGGAAAUUAAGAUAAAGAAAACAUGGAAGGAGGAAAGGGAAAAUAAAUGAAGUUACGAAAGAUAAAGAAGUUUUAGCCGCCGAAGAAGAGAGAGGAACUGUAGGAAUGAAGUAUAAAGACGAAACAAAGGAUGGAUGAAGAAAAGGAAAAUGGAAGGAGGAAUUAAGAGGAGGGAGACGCGGCCACUAUUUAUCGCGAAGAGGAUAACAAGGAAGGGAAAAAUGGAGGUAAAAUGGAUGAUGAAGGAAAGGGCGAAACGUGAACAAUUUCAGGUCAAUUGUUUGUUUCGCUGUGUGUGUGUGUGUGUGUGUGUGUGUGUGUGUGUGUGUGUGUGUGUGUGUGUGUGUGUGUGUGUGUGUGUGUGUGUGUGUGUGUGAGUUGUACGUUACUGUGUUCAAGCGUCCUACCUCCCUCCCUCCACACACACACACACACACACACACACACACACACACACACACACACACACACACAGAGGGAGGUGGAAUGUCAACAAGAGGAACAUAAAGAAUCAAAUCUUAUAAGCCUCCAUCAAAAGACGCUUAGAACCUACAAAUGAUCUGUUUAUAGCAUUGGUUUCCCUAUAGAGACCCCAAACCUGUGUGAUCUCUUUGUUGUCAGAGGGUUAGGAUUAGUGUGUGUGUGUGUGUGUGUGUGUAUGUCUGUAGGUUUUCUUUAACUGUCUUAAGGUGUUUCACUUAUUUGUGUACAUAAGAUGAUUUUGGUGUUCAUAUUUAACCAUCUUAGUAGUCUUUACCUUCUUCCCUCGCGCCUCGUCCCCUUAGCAGGAGUAAGGGCGACUUGAGGCGACGCUCUGAGUUGAUCAACAGGGCGAGGGAUUCUAGUGCUAAUAAAUAUGAUAGCUGUAGUCACUCCUCCCGCAACCCUGAACGUUAAGUAAGGGUGAUGCAGACGUGACGGUUUUCUAUCGUCACUGACACUGAAGAUGCUGUGACGAUUGGUGACUCUAAUGCUAGUGAUACUGAUGCUGUAGUGACGUAGGUGGUUUGUAAGGAGCAAGGCGAUGCGUGAUGAUUCUCUCGCCUGGCUCUUCUGUAAAGAUUGAGAUUCAUUAUUAUCAUACUGGUGAUCCCUACACUCAUCUCUUUCCUCUUCCUCUCCCUCGCGCCUUCCCGAUGGCUGCAGUGAGCGCCGCAUUCAAGGAGCACUUCUUGCCCCGUAUAUGUUAAUUGACGCGAGUAUGUUAUAAUUAUUCUCGCCAGUUUCGUUGUGUUUUGAAGAUUUUCGCAAAUACCGCAUUUUUGUUCUUUGCACUUUGAUUUCCUUGACAUUCCACACUGGGCCAUAGUGUGUGAAGUGAAGACAGUGCUGGGUGUGAUUCCAUGCGUGGUUGCAGAAUUACAUGCAUGACUACCAUGUUCAAAUUGAGGUUUGUUUUGCUUAAGGAGACUGGUUCAUUCACAGCCCAGUGGCGAGUGUGAUGCAGCGCGUCACUGUCACUGCGGCUGUGCUGUAGUGCUACCGUCGUGUCUGCAGGGAAGAAGUGUAUCGGAGCUCGUCCGUUUUAGCAACCAUCAAAGAUUUACGGGUCAUCCGGACAGCUGACAUUUCCUGGCCGGAUCUUCCUUCCCGGCACACGACGCGCAAAGCAGACCAGGAAUAGAGUGAGGCAGAGUGAUGGCUUGGCUUAGAAUGACCGCUGUGUGAACUUGUGAGGGAGAAUACUUAAGGUGAAGGUGAAUGUAAUCAGGUAAACCUGUAGUGCUUCACAUCACUAGGGGACUGAAACUCCACACUUGACACUGCCGGCCAUAGCGAAAAGUCGAUAAAAACACACCUUGUAAUUAUUACCUUAAAGGAAUUUUUGAAGGCGUAAUUAAACCAGUUAUUAUUGAUGUAAAACAACAACAGAGCCUUGAAUAAAUUGCGUAGACUCUUUAACAACACAAUUUAUCUUCACUAAUAUCAUUUCCUUGUCAACGAAAUUAAUGUCACCGCAAUGACCUGAAUAAUCUAAAAUUUUGAAACCUUAUCCUGGAAAACUAAGAAAUACAAAUUAUACAUCGUGAGAGAACACUGUGGGAUGACCGCACAUUUAUUCCCCUCACUUUCACUUCACUCGCUCGCUCUCCUCUCACCAUUCACCUGUCCUUCCCUCACCACUCUCCCACCCUUCCCUUGCACUGAGCGGCGCGUUCUUCCACUGGGGCUUAUGUGAAAUAUAAACCUUUAGCUGGAAGAAAUGUAGGUUUUGUUGCCGUUUUUGUUGAGUUCGUCUUUAUAACCCUUACUUUACACACUAACAUUUUUUAAAAGUAUAUGUAUUAUGUAUCAUUUAUGUAUAUCCACUAUGUUCGUUAUCCUCUCCCUCUCCCAGUCCCUCAUCAUGUAUGGAUUGAAAUAUCCUUAUCUCAUCUUGUAUACAUCACUUUUCCAUGUAUAAAAAGAUAUAAUACAGGCCACGUGAGCCUUAUAUACAUAUGCAUAGAUAUACAGAUGAUUUUUUCCAGUCUAUUUAUUCAGGUUUUGUCGUAUUUGUAUACUGUAAGUACGUAGGUGUAAGAUUGCCUCGUGUAUAUAUGUAUGUCUCUCGUUUUGACGUGCCUCUGCCUUCCUGUUGCAUUGUUGAAGUUAAUACUAAUCAUACAUACACUUCUCGACCGAUCUGCCCGCGCCGUUUGGAUUUUUAUAUCGAUAUGUAUAGAUGUGGAUUUUUGGUGUGUGUCUCCUUAUCCUUCCCUGGGAGUGAGUGAAGCACCGUUCCUUGUGUUGAGUGAAGAAUGGUACGUACCUCUUGUAUAAUGUUCAUGUAUUUUUCGCUAUUGUUAUUGCUGCUUCUGCUGCUUCAAUUACUAAUGCUGUUACUACUACUACUACUGUUACUACUACUACUACCAUCAUUGCUACUACCACUAUUGCUACAGUUAGUACUAUUUAUUAUUACUGCUACUACGCCUUUCUCUCUCUCUCUUUUUCUUGCUAGUUUUCCCAAGUUUCCCCUCAAAAUAUAUAAUCGAGGGAACGUUUUCCUUUAUAUUCUUACCAGUCCGGUUUUUAUAACGAAGAAAACGGACUGCGUGCUUUAGACUUAUUACAACUUAUACUGCUAACUCAUCAACCCCAAGCCCCCGUUUUCUCUUCCUCUCUCCUCCCCCUUUCCCUUCUCCCUCUCCCUCUCUCAUCUCCCUCCUUCCCCUGCAUUUCCAAGGGACUCUAAGGGACCAAUCUUGAACUCUAUAUAAUCUGAGAAGCAAUAAACGUUGACCUUA
This is a messenger RNA of Portunus trituberculatus (swimming crab), 6389 nucleotides long. RefSeq lists its product as uncharacterized. The transcript is spliced from 8 exons. NCBI's taxonomy places the organism in Eukaryota, Metazoa, Arthropoda, Malacostraca, Decapoda, Portunidae. The coding region runs from base 1 to 2940 and encodes 979 amino acids. The record is from RefSeq and is a predicted model, not a curated record.